This is a messenger RNA of Trichomonas vaginalis G3, 2901 nucleotides long. RefSeq names its product guanyl-nucleotide exchange factor protein. The transcript has a single exon. Gene Ontology annotation, cellular component: cytoplasm. Gene Ontology annotation, molecular function: ubiquitin-protein transferase activity. NCBI's taxonomy places the organism in Eukaryota, Parabasalia, Trichomonadida, Trichomonadidae. The coding region runs from base 1 to 2901 and encodes 966 amino acids. The record is from RefSeq and is a predicted model, not a curated record.
AUGAAUGACAAUAGUAUUUCUGUUGAAAAAAUCAUGAAUUUCUUCAAAUUGAAUUUAGAAGGAUUAGUCAAAAUAUUCACAACAUUUUUGUUGUAUAAUGAUAAGAUUCUUACAACAACUUUAGUUGAUUAUGACUAUAAUAUUUUGGAUAAAUCAACUCCUCCUAAAUCCGCAAAAUUAUUCCAAUACAAGACAGCUAUUGACAGAAUCGUUGAUUAUCUUGAAAAUAGUCAUAAAAUUGACGAAUUCACAGAAAUAUACUUCAACAUGCUUAUCGAGAGAUUCAACAAUGUUCACUUCCAUUCUGCAAUUGAUUUGCAUCCAUCUGCUGUUGUUUUGAAUCCUAAGCUGUUCAAAUCACAUAAAAUCAUGAUUUCAAGACCAGAUGUCACUGCAUGGAUUGCAGUAAGAGGUUGUUUGGAUCCAACAAAUGAAAUAAUCUGUAAAAUUAAUGACGAAGUUUUAUCAAAUAAUGUUUUGAUAUUGAAUACUAACAAACUCACAAUUCAAAAUAUAUCUGAUCAAUCUUAUAUUGUUUUGAUCCCAUUCAAUGAAAUGUCAAAUGAAAGUUUAAUUGGAACAUUUAUUGAUUUGGCAACAUCAUUCAAAUAUUUUGUCAGAUUCAUCAGUUCACAUAUGUCUGCAAUCAAACCAGAAUCCCUCCAGAUGUACAGGCAAAAACUUUAUGUUUCCGUUUUUGAUUCUAUAAUUGGAAACUCAAGCUAUUUCAACACAUUUGGAAACCGUGUUUUAACAUUCUUAACUAAGAAUUUGCCAGUUUUGUAUUUCGACAUUACUGGUGAAUUUUUGCAGAGACUCAAUUAUAUUAUCAAAUGGAAUGCAACACAUUCUAAAGUAUUCACUAACAUCAUCAAAGAAAUUGAAGGAUUAUUGAGAGAUCGAAUAUUUGGUGCCGUAAAGAGUUUCUUCCCUGAAUUCUCAGAUAAGUCUGAAUCUGACUUUCUAAAGAGUUUUCAAGGUUACACAAAACUUAUUUUACCUUCACAAGAGGAAACAAUUCCUUUCACGAUCACAGAAAAAUCACAACUUGACAAGAUCCUUAACUAUUGUAAGAGAUUAUUAUUGGCGCAAGAUAUGAAGUCAUUCCCAUUCUAUUGUCUACUUCAUUUUUGGGCAAUAGCAGCAAUGAAACUUCCAUGUUUUGAUCGCAGAAUCCUUGAUAAUGGAAAAACACUUCAGAUCAAGUUCCGAUACUAUAUUCCUAAGAAGUUCCAUUUCGUUUUCAAGCAAAGCAAUGCAAAAUAUGAAUAUCUUUGCUCAAUAACGAAAGAUGGCAACAAAGUCAAAUGGACAGAUGAAAUCGAAACAGCAAAUCACAACGAAUUCUUCAUCAAUCUCGGAAAUGAUGCCAGUUGGUCAAUGUUAGAAUUCACAAUCGAAUCAGAUGAAACAAUGGAUGCAGGUGAUUUCAUCUUGCAAUACAGAGAUUACUUAGUUUCUGAUAUGAAGAUGAUUUGUGAAAGAUGGAAUAAGAACUUCGACAUGGCAAUUUUGAAGUGUAUUCCAUCAACAACAUUCGAGAGCAAAGAAAUCGAAUUGAACUUCAAUCCAAAGAUUUUCGCGAAUAAUCCUAAACUCACAGGAUUUCCUUUGGCUCUUUUAUAUUGUCGUUCUAUUCCACUGUUGAUUGUUAACUGGAUGAAGAACCACAAUUUCAUCGCGGACAGUGAAGUAUUCAACGACUUCAUUACUCCUGUUUUCAAGUUGAAUUCAUUCCUUCAAAUUGUCAGUGCCAAUAGUAGGCUAGAAGUUCCUAACCUCAAAAUCAACCGUGAAAAUGCACGUAAAUUAAGAGAAGGAUUGGUCAAAGACGUAAAAUUCUCAAUCAUUUCCCAAAUACGGAAACAAAUUAAAAUAUCCAAUUUGAAGAAUGAAUCAGAUCAGCCAUGGAAAGUCAAAUUCGCCGGAGAAAAUGGCUUGGACAUGGGUGGUUUGGCAAGAGAAUUAGUUUCCGAAGUUAGUUUAGACUUAAGAAAUCCAAACUGUGGAUUUGUUUGUCCAACACCAAAUUCCAUUUCUCAAGUUGGUUAUUACAGAGAUAAAUUCAUCUUUGUUCCAACAAAUAAUGAACUGAGAAGCAACAAGAAACUCUACAAAUCCAUUGGUGGUUUGUUGUUGUUGAUUAUCAGGACAGGAUUAGUACAAGAGUUUGACUUUGCACCAGUUGUUUGGCGAUUCUUGGUUUCUAACAAAGUUUCUAUCGAAGACAUCUAUGAGAUUGAUGUCAACUAUAAGAAUACCAUUGAAAGUCUUAAGGAUGCAAUCAACAGCAGAAUCAGUGAAGAUGAAUUUAACAAACAGUUCAAUCUUUAUUUCGUUGUCAAAGACUCAUUAGGUCAAGACCACUCACUUAACCAAAAUGGAACAUCAUGUAAAGUCAGUAUCUCUAAUGCAAAUGAAUACAUUGCACUGUCAAAUGAGUUCAGGAUCAAGGAACUCCAGAAAUACCUUAAUUGGGUGAGAAUUGGCUUCUUAAAGAACAUCAAAGAAGGCAUUCCAAAUUCACUGGAUCCAGACACACUUGAAUUCAGUUGCUGUGGUGAUCCAGAAUGUUCAUAUGAAAACUUAGUUAAAAUUGUUCGUUUUGAGGAAAUUUCAGAAGACCAACAAAGUAUUUUCUUCAAAGUUAUACAGAAAUUCACGCCAGAACAAAGAGCAUGUCUUAUCAAGUUCGCAACAGGAAGAUCGAGAUUACCUCCUUCUGGCUCAUCAAAUCAGUUCAAAUUUACAGUUGAUUCUAAUGGCGCACAGAUUGACAAACUCCCAACUUCAUCUACAUGUUUCCACACCUUGCACAUGCCACGAUACACAUCAUUUGAUAACGCAUACAAGAUGAUUUCAAUUGCAGUUGAAAAUACUGAAUCAUUUGAAAAUACUUAA